UUAAAUGUGAAGAGAUGAUGUCAACUAUUGGCUCCCUUCCAGCAGGCCUCAUUUCCUGCAAUGGUUAUUUAAGAUGCGUUUCAAGCACUUCAUCUUAUAUUUGCUUAUGUCAGAUAUGGAAGUGUAUUUUAAUGCACAAUAUUCUGAGUUGAACAUUCCCUUUCAGCAAACGGAUCAUACCAGCCAGCAGCGUCCAGAAAUGCGAUGCAGGUGGUCUGUUGGUGUUAUUAUUGUUAUUUUUGUGUGCCUUCUAUUGGCAGCAGCCACUGCCAUUGCUGUUAUGGCACUAAAGACCGAGCCCUGUCCCGAAUGGUGGGUGCGUUACAAAGACAAGUGUUACUACAUUUCAACAAACAAAACUAUGUGGAACACGAGUGCAGAGGAUUGCACGUCACGAGGAGCUCAGCUCUACGUGAUGGAAGACCAAGAGGAACUGGAUCUUCUCCGUCAGCAGUGUAGAGUUCAUUUAUCUUUCUGGAUUGGACUGAGAAGAAAAGUGGACUGGAAGUGGAUCGAUGGACAGGCUUUCAAUUCAACAAGUUCUGAUUUUAUAGGAAAAGGAAGCUGUGCCUGUCUGACUGGAAAGAAAAUACAAAGUUUGAAAUGUGAUCAGGAUAAAUACUGGAUCUGCAAGAAGUGGCCCGCUUAUAUGUGACUACACCAGAAGGACACAAAUGCCAGACACAAGGCCCUUAACGCUCUCCUUAUUAUAAGGAACUGUUUUUGAAAAUAAUAUCUUGAAUAAAAGAAGUGAAGUAUCAAGAAGCUGAAUUUACAAGCUUGCAUUGGAUCUGUCUAUAGCAGUGCACCUUAGUAAAAAUGCAAAUAUAUUAUUGAACGUUUACUGCAGAUUUGGCACCAGAAGUGUGAAGUACUGAUUGAAUUUGUUAAAGUACAUGGAACUGAUUACCUUUCUCAUGUUUGUGAGUUUGAGAGAUGUACAGAUAUGGACAAAUUUGUUGGUCCCCUUG
This is a messenger RNA of Erpetoichthys calabaricus (reedfish), 971 nucleotides long. Its product is annotated as killer cell lectin-like receptor subfamily B member 1B allele B. The record is from RefSeq and is a predicted model, not a curated record. Bases 74 to 655 code for a protein of 193 amino acids. Lineage: Eukaryota; Metazoa; Chordata; Cladistia; Polypteriformes; Polypteridae. The transcript has 5 exons.